Molecule: messenger RNA, 1288 nt
Organism: Apus apus (common swift)
Lineage: Eukaryota; Metazoa; Chordata; Aves; Apodiformes; Apodidae
Gene: HAO1
Product: hydroxyacid oxidase 1
Exons: 8
Coding region: 13-1125 (370 amino acids)
Molecular function (GO): FMN binding; oxidoreductase activity
Source: RefSeq, a predicted model, not a curated record
AGAUCUGCAAACAUGUCUGGAAAACCAGUUUGCAUUGCUGAUUUUGAAGAGUAUGCUAAAAAAUUCCUCCCCAAAUCAGUCUAUGAUUAUUACAGUUCUGGAGCAGAUGACCAGGAAACGCUAGCAGAUAACAUAGCAGCAUUUUCAAGAUGGAAGCUGUAUCCCCGGGUGCUCAGGGAUGUGUCGGCUAUGGACUUGUCAACCUCAGUCUUGGGGCAGACGGUCAGCAUGCCAGUCUGCGUUGGAGCCACCGCUAUGCAGCGCAUGGCGCACCCUGAUGGAGAGACAGCGACCGCUAAAGCCUGCCAGGCAAUGGGGACAGGAAUGAUGCUGAGCUCUUGGGCCACCUCUACAAUUGAAGAAGUGGCUGAAGCAGCACCAGCUGGCCUUCACUGGCUUCAGCUUUAUGUAUACAAGGACCGGGAGGUUACCAAAUCCCUGGUGAAGCGUGCGGAGAGAGCAGGCUACAAAGGGAUCUUCGUGACAGUGGACACACCGUUCCUCGGCAGGCGCAUUGAUGAUGUGCGCAACAAGUUCCAGCUUCCUCCCCACCUCAGAUUAAAAAACUUUUCAAGCAAUGACCUGGCAUUCUCCUCAGGGAAAGACUUUGGAGAAAAUAGUGGACUGGCUGUGUACGUAGCCGAGGCAAUUGAUGCAAGUGUCAAUUGGGAGGACAUCAAAUGGCUUCGAGGGCUGACCUCACUGCCCAUCGUGGUGAAAGGAAUCCUCAGGGCUGAGGAUGCCAAAGAAGCUGUAAGGAUUGGGAUAAAUGGUAUCCUGGUGUCAAAUCAUGGAGCACGACAGCUUGAUGGGGUUCCUGCAACUAUUGAUGUCUUGCCUGAAAUCAUUGAGGCUGUGGAGGGAAAGGUGGAGGUGUUCCUAGAUGGUGGUGUAAGAAAAGGCACAGACAUUCUCAAAGCGUUAGCUCUCGGUGCCAAAGCUGUGUUCAUCGGGAGACCUCUCAUCUGGGGAUUGGUUUAUCAAGGUGAAGAAGGAGCAAAAGAAAUUCUCCAGAUGCUGAAGGAAGAGUUUCGCCUUGCGAUGGCACUGUCAGGAUGCCGGAGAGUAGAAGAAAUUGGCAGGACACUGAUACGAAGACAUCAAGUAUUAUUUUCCAAGAUUUAGGGCUGAAGACCAUUGCCUCCUGUGUUGCCUGUUGUACCAGAACAUGUGCUGCCAGACAAAAAACAACUGCAUUCACUCUUUGGGCCUCAUCCUGCAAUCCUGACUGAGAAGGUGUGGUCUGGAGGAAAUUACUUGUAGAAUAAAGUACUUGAUACAAAUUUUA